This is a messenger RNA of Xyrauchen texanus (razorback sucker), 1156 nucleotides long. Its product is annotated as ena/VASP-like protein. Gene Ontology annotation, molecular function: SH3 domain binding; profilin binding. The record is from RefSeq and is a predicted model, not a curated record. NCBI's taxonomy places the organism in Eukaryota, Metazoa, Chordata, Actinopteri, Cypriniformes, Catostomidae. Gene Ontology annotation, biological process: actin polymerization or depolymerization; positive regulation of actin filament polymerization. The coding region runs from base 40 to 885 and encodes 281 amino acids. The transcript has 7 exons.
UGCAGUGAGCAGAGUAUUUGUCAGGCGCGCGCCUCCGUCAUGGUCUACGAUGACACCAGUAAAAAGUGGGUGCCGAUUAAACCAGGUCAACAGGGCUUCAGUCGAAUCAACAUCUACCACAACACAACCAAUAACACAUUCCGUGUGGUGGGCGUCAAACUCCAAGACCAGCAGGUCGUCAUCAACUACUCAAUAGUGAAGGGACUCAAGUACAACCAAGCGACUCCAACCUUCCACCAGUGGCGGGAUGCGCGGCAGGUGUAUGGACUGAACUUCGCCAGUAAAGAGGAGGCCACUACAUUCUCCAAUGCCAUGCUGUUCGCCCUCAACGUCCUCAGCACACAAGAUGGAGGUCCUGCUGUCCAGCGUCCAGUCCAGAACGGAUCCAGCACAGAAGAACUGGAGGUGCAGAGAAGGCAAAUGGAGAUUCAGACUCAAAUUGAGCGGGAGAGACGAUCAUCCAACUCAGGUUCCCCGUUUCAAGGUCACCCAGCUGUUCUCUCUGUAGCUCCGCCCACUGUAGUGCCGCCCCCUCUGUCCAUGGGCGGGCCGUGUCAUCCUCCUCCGCCCCCUCCAGGACCGCCCCCUCCCUCAGCUGGAGCUCCGCCCCCUCCUCCUCCUCCUCUGCCCGUGGGGGGGUACGGGGCGGCACAGGACGUGUCUCACGAGCCCACCGGUCUCGCUGCCAUGAUCGCUGGAGCCAAACUGCGUCGCGUGCAGAGGUCGGAGGAAAUCUCUGCGUCUGGAGCCAAAACCGAUGCCAACCGGACGAGUGGAAGCAGCGGAGGCCUGAUGGAGGAGAUGAACGCGCUGCUGGCACGGAGACGGAGAGCAGUGGAUGAAAAGAAAGAUGGAGAUGGCCAGAAUGUGAGAAAAGACCUUUAAAAAUCUUCAUGUGUCAAGUAGUAAUGCAAUCGUUGCAUGUUGUUUACACAAAGUUUUAUUUUAUACUUUAUAACAAAAAUAUUUUAAAACUAAUUUGUUUCACACUACUUACGCCAACAUUUCAUUUGAAGAAUUGUAGCAUUUAUGAGAUUGUCUCUGUAUGGAUUGAUUCAACACUUUGAACUUUCAGCCCCAGAAAAUCAUCUAAAUUAAGGCCAGUUUAUUAAAAUCUUCUGCUUCGAAACUACUCCGUCAGCUCCACGCAUGUACA